Fonticula alba is the source of this 2443-nucleotide messenger RNA. RefSeq lists its product as hypothetical. The record is from RefSeq and is a predicted model, not a curated record. Gene Ontology annotation, biological process: intracellular protein transport; endoplasmic reticulum to Golgi vesicle-mediated transport; COPII-coated vesicle cargo loading. Gene Ontology annotation, cellular component: endoplasmic reticulum exit site; COPII vesicle coat. The transcript has 8 exons. The coding region runs from base 56 to 2374 and encodes 772 amino acids. Gene Ontology annotation, molecular function: GTPase activator activity; zinc ion binding. Lineage: Eukaryota; Rotosphaerida; Fonticulaceae.
CAGAGUGCCUUCCCUCUGGUUUUCCCCGCUACCUUAGAGUCCGCACUUAGUCAAUAUGAGCUCGUACGAAGAGAUCGAGGCCCGCGAUGGUGUCCGCUUCAGCUGGAACCUCUGGCCCAACACCCGUGUCGAGGCCACCCGCAUGGUGGUCCCCAUCGGGGCUCUCUACACCCCGAUGCGCCCCCAGCCCGCCGGCAUCAAUCCCGUCUACUAUGACCCCGUCUCCUGUCGCCCCCCCUGCCGCGGCAUUCUGAACCCCUACUGCCAUGUGGACUUCAAGCACAAGAUCUGGCAAUGCCCGUUCUGCUCGAAUCGCAAUCAGUUCCCUCCCCACUAUAAGGACCUCUCCGAGACCAACAUGCUGGCUGAGCUCCUCCCCCAGUACACCACCAUCGAGUAUACCCUCAGCCGGCCGGUCCUCAACCACCCGGUCUUCCUGUACGUCGUGGACACGUGCAUCGAGCCGGAUGAGCUGCAGGCCCUGCGCGCGUCCCUGGUGGCCUCGUUGAGUCUCCUCCCGCCGACGGCCAUUGUUGGUCUGAUUACUUUCGGCAACAUGGUCAAUGUCCAUGAGCUGGAGAACGAGGACUGCACCAAGACCUACGUCUUCCAGGGAACCACCGACUACCCUUCUGCCAAGAUCCAGAAGCUGCUCGGUCUGUCCUCUGGCCGGCCCAUUCAGAUGCCCGGCAACCAGACUCCCAUCCCGACCUUUUCGGCUGCGCGCUUCUUCCAGCCGAUUCGGCAGUGUGACAUGAACCUCACUCUCACCUUUGAGAACCUAAUGCGCGACCCGUGGCCUGUUCGCCCGCAGAACCGCCCUCUGCGCUCCACUGGCGCGGCCCUCUCCAUCGCCGUCGGCCUUCUUGAGUCUGCCUUCCCCACCUCCGGUGCACGCAUCAUGACUUUCUUGCGUGGCGCCUGCACCCAGGGGCCCGGCAUCGUGGUCUCCAGUGACCUGCGCGAGACCAUCCGCACGCACGCCGACAUCGACAAGAACAACGCCAAGAAGAUGGCCAAGGCCACCAAGUUCUACGACGAUCUCGCCAAGCGCCUCACCAACAACGGCCACACGGCCGAUGUUUUCAUCGCCUCCAUCGAGCAGGCCGGCCUUCGUGAACUCAAGUCCAUGGUCGACCUGAGCAAUGGUCUUUGCGUCCUGACGGACUCCUUCAAGACCGACGUCUUCCGGCACUCGCUAAUCCGGCAUCUGAGCGGGACCCCGGCGGCCGCGGCGGCCCCCGCCGACCCGUCUCAGCCCCAGGCGGCCCCGGCUCCCGAGACCGGGCUGGCCAUGGGUUUCAACGCCACCUUCGAGGUGCUGACCAGUCGCGAGUUGAAGGUGUCCGGGCUCAUUGGCAAUGCCACCUCGCUUGGGGUCAAGGCGGCCAACAUCAGCGACACGGAGAUCGGCCUGGGUGGGACCAACGCCUGGCGCAUUUCGUCCCUCUCGCCGCAGACCACCCUCGGCGUGUACUUCGACCUGGUGCAGGCCAACCAGCCGCUGGAUGUCAAUCGCUGUGCCUUUGUGCAGUUCCUUACUACCUACCAGCAUCCGUCUGGGUAUUACCGUCUGCGGGUGACCACCGUGUCGCGACACAUCAUCGAAGGGAACCCCCAGUACCUGGCCAGCGGGUUUGACCAGGCCGCGGCCGCUGUGCUCAUGGCCCGCAUUGCGGUGCUCAAGUCCGAGACGGAUGACGGCCCGGAUGUCCUGCGCUGGCUGGAUCGCAUGCUGAUUCGCCUGUGUCAGCGCUUUGCCAACUACACUCGCGACGAUCCGCGCUCCUUCACCCUCUCGCCCAACUUUUCUCUUUAUCCCCAGGUGAUGUUCCACCUUCGCCGGUCGCAAUUCCUCCAGGUGUUCAACUACUCCCCGGAUGAGACUGCCUAUUUCCGUCAUUCGCUUCUGCAGGCCGACACCAGCAGCUCCAUGACCAUGAUCCAGCCGGCCCUCUUCAGCUACUCCAUCGACGGGACCAGCAAGCCGGUCAUUCUGGACUCCAACAGCGUCACUCAGGAGACCAUUCUCCUGCUGGACACCUUCUUCGAGAUGAUCAUUCUCCAUGGCGCGACCAUUGUCUUCUGGGUCAAGGAUGGCUACCACAAGCGCCCGGAGUAUGAGAACCUGCGCACCUUGCUGCAGGCGCCGCAUGAUGACUUGAAGGCUCUGGUUGCCGGCCGGUCUCCCUAUCCGAAGGUCCUCAUCUGCGACAUGGGCGACUCCCAAUCGCGCUUCAUGCUGGCCAAGCUCAACCCCUCGACCACGCACGUCAGCGGCGCGUCUCAGGGUGUUGCCGUUCUCACGGAUGACGUCAGCUUCCAGGUGUUCAUGGACCACCUCACCAAGCUGGCUGUCUCCUCGUCCAACUGAGUUAGGUUAGGUGCAUGCAUGUGUGUGCCCGUGUCGCUGUCUGUGUGUCUCUGUAUCUGCACCCCUCCC